Molecule: messenger RNA, 1217 nt
Organism: Colius striatus (speckled mousebird)
Lineage: Eukaryota; Metazoa; Chordata; Aves; Coliiformes; Coliidae
Gene: TMEM97
Product: transmembrane protein 97
Exons: 3
Coding region: 27-542 (171 amino acids)
Cellular component (GO): endoplasmic reticulum
Source: RefSeq, a predicted model, not a curated record
GGGGCGGAGGCUGUGCCCACGCGGUCAUGGCGGCGGCUCCGCGCUGGCGGGAGCGGCUCUUCGCCCUGUAUUUCCUUUCGCACAUCCCCAUCACGCUGCUGAUCGACCUGCAGCCGCUGCUGCCCGCGGGCCUCCAGCCGCCGGCCCUGACAGAGUUGUUGCAGUGGUAUGCAGCCAGCUUCAGAGACCCCCUGAUGCUCCAGCCCCCGGAGUGGUUCAAGACGUUUGUCUAUUGCGAAGCCUUCCUGCAGCUGCCGUUCUUCCCCGUGGCAUUCUACGCCUUCUUGAAAGGUGGCUGCAAAUGGAUAAGGACUCCUGCGAUUAUCUACUCCACACACGUGGCUACCACUCUGCUGCCCAUCCUCGCACACAUCCUGUGCCACGACUUCUCCAAGGCUGAGCUCGGGGGUCCCCGGACGCAGCGCGAGCGCCUGCUCCUGCUGUCGGUCUAUCUGCCCUACUUGCUGAUCCCACUGCUCCUGCUCUUCACCAUGCUCUGCAACCCCCACUACAGCCACACUGAGAAAAGGAAAAGGAAGUAGUGCUGUCUCCCUGCUGCACACACGACACUCGCUGGCUUGGACUCAGACCCUGUGCUGACGUGUUCCUCUGGGAUGAGCGUCAGAGCAGCCGCCUCCCGCAGAGAACACACUGGAGGUCACCACUCUCCUUCCCUCAGGAGGGGCUCUGGCAGCCUGGGGGCUCCCAGCAUCGCUCCCCUCCCACAGGGUUUGUGCCCUACAUCAGCCACAGGACCAGGGGCUUUAACCAUUCCAGGUGUCACGGUGUGGUGAGGGGGGGAAGUACGGCUGGUGCUUUCUAGUUCCUUUUUUCCAAGAUGUGUGUUAGAAAACCACUGUCUUCCAAGAGCCUAUUCUGCAAAGUCCAAACCUGCUCACACCCUUUGCAAAGCUGUGCUUCAGAUGGGCAUUCCCCAUCUGCUGGUGCUUCCCAGCUCCCUCACCCCUUCCGUCAGACCUGCACCGUCCUUUGCUUCAGUUCAGUUGUCAACGUCUGGUCAGUGACAGGUGUGCCAAAACAUGAACGUGUCAGUGCUUAAAGGGACCUUUGUCUGGCAGCAAGGCAGGGGUCCUGGAGGAGUUCCUGCUUCUUUGUGUGUCUGCAGUUGAUCCCUUUUGUUAAUCACAAAGUCCUGGGGGGUUUUCCUAACUCUAUAGAAAUAAUGAAUCCUCUCAAUACAGAUAACUGCUACUGCU